Cantharellus anzutake is the source of this 2504-nucleotide messenger RNA. RefSeq lists its product as uncharacterized. The record is from RefSeq and is a predicted model, not a curated record. Lineage: Eukaryota; Fungi; Basidiomycota; Agaricomycetes; Cantharellales; Hydnaceae. The coding region runs from base 121 to 2337 and encodes 738 amino acids. Gene Ontology annotation, molecular function: transcription coregulator activity; RNA polymerase binding. Gene Ontology annotation, cellular component: nucleus. The transcript is spliced from 10 exons.
AUCCGCUCUCACGAUGAAGCUAACGGCCUUCAGCGCUUAAAUCAGGAGCUGGUUGGCCCUCUCUUUUCACGCUCAUACUGGAGUCGCCAUCUUCCCACGGGCUACAAAAGCACAUCCUUAAUGGCAUCGUUCCCUCCAACUCCUGGCGCACACGCACUUCCGCCACUCCCUCCAGGAUGGACUGAACAUCGAGCGCCUACUGGACAGCUAUAUUACUACCACGCUGCGACAAACCAUUCAACGUAUGUCCGGCCGCUACCACUCCCAGGCGCCUCUCAGCAGUCGAUCCAAUCUAACAAGGAGAAACCGCUUCUCAAAAUCCCUAUUCCUAACACCCCAUGGCUUCGAGUCAAGACUACUCACGGAAACGUCUUCUUCACUCAUACUGAAAAGAAAGAGAGCGUAUGGGUAGUUCCCGAUGAGAUCAAGGAUGCCAUUUCUUCAAUGGAUUGGCCUCAGCUUGAAGAAGAGGCUUUGCAAGAAAAGGAAAAGAAAGCGCAGGAGAAGGAGGUUGCCCGAGUAGCGGCCGAAAUCGAGAGCGAUAAGCUCAAACGGAAGGCUCAAGAGUCUGAACUACCGUCUGUCGUGGAUGAUUCCGAUAAACCUAAGGGCAAGAAGCGUAAGGCCGAGCCGAUAUCUGACACGCCACAGGCAAUUCAGGAGAUUUCAAUUGCGCCAGUCUCUGGCCCCCAGCCAGAUGACGACGAUGAGGAGGGAGAGGAAGAUCAAAGCGAAGUGUUUUCGAACCCGGAGGAAGAAGAAAAAUGGCAACGCGAAAUGGCUGAAGAUAUGGCUGAGCUCGCCGCUGAGGAAGCCGAGGCAGGAACAACGUCCGCCGAUGACAAAAAACACCCUAAAGGAAAUGAGGAUGAAAAGGAAGAUGAAAAAAAUCCGAAGUUUACUGUGCCUAACCAAGUUAACCUUUCUCCCGAAGAGGCCAAAACCCUAUUCAAGACUCUCCUCACGGACAAGAACCCAUCUCCUUUAGCUCCUUUUGCUUCUGUCAUGCCUCUGUUAAUCACUGAUCCCCGUUACGUCCUCCUUCCCUCCCAAGCCGAUCGAGAAUCCGCCUUCAACGAAUGGUGUCGCGAAGCAUCGCGUGCCGCGAGACUGGCAAAGGCUUCUACGAAACUUCAUACUUCUGCUCUACUCGAUGCUGAGGAAGUUGAUUCGAGCACAGGCGUGUUGGCGUCUAUCGAGUCACCGAAGCUCAGCAAGGCGGAAGAGAAGAAGCAAGCUCAAGAAGGGUAUGACGCCCUUCUUAAGACCGAGGUAACUUCCACCCGAAUGACAUGGGAAGACUUCAAGCGAAACUGGAAGAAAGACCGCCGGUUUUUCGCCUUUGGGAGGGAUGACAGGGAGCGAGAGAAGGUUUUCCGUGCUUAUCUGAAAGAGCUCGGCGAAAAGAAACGGGCACAAGCAAAAAAAGCUGAACUUGACUUCAUGGAAUUACUGAAAGAGCACAAGUCCACCAUCCCGAUUACUCCUAACUCUGACUGGAAGGAGGUGAAGAAGACGCGGAGCCUUAUCAAAGAUCUUCGAUAUGACGCAGUUGGAUCCUCCUCUCUUAGAGAAGAACUAUUUGGGACAUUCCUAAAAGCUUUAUCUUCCAAUGCCCCACCCAUCGAUGCCGCAACCCCCCAGCCUGCCAGUACUCCCCCACAGACGAAAACCGACAGAAAAGCUCGCGCCGCACGUGCGCUUCAGGAACGUACGGAGCAAGCACGCGUUGAGAGAGAUAGAGCUGAGAGGAGUAUAGCAAAGAACAAAGCUGCACUGGGGACGGCCGAGGCCGAGCAGGAACUCAUGUCGUUAUACGUCGAUUCGAUUCGGGACCCCAAAGUAUCGUACCGCGAAUUUGAAUCAACAUUUGCCAAUCAUCCCCGAUUCGCCUCUUCACCAUUAGCAAUCGCCCAAAAGCAACAGCUUUUCGCACAGCAUGCCGCUCAUUUGAAUACCAAGUAUCAAACAGCAUUGGAUGCGUUAUUCCUUCAGCAUGCCCCUUCUUUAUCCACAAUUUUUGAUGACCUUCCACCUUCAUCGACUGAAUCUCUCGAUGCAUCAUUACCAGCCCAAAAACUAGGUAUACACUUUGAUGUCUGGAUGAGACGACGGACUGGCCAAGCGCGGCGCGAUUUCGACGCGCUAUUACACGAGAACUCUUUCGUUGAAUUCUGGGGCAAAGUGAAGAAACUUCGUGCGGAUGGUGAAGACAUCAAGACACUUGCUAAAUCCAUUUCCGAGAACGAAAUGGACAGGGUAUUGAAGAACGAUCAGCGGUAUCGUGCGUUUGAUCAUUUGCCAGAGGAACGAAUGCGUUGGGUGAAAGUGUGUUAGCAAACCUACAUUUGUCGCCGGUUGUUCACCAUUUUACCAUAGGAUUACCUGUCUUCGCUCUCCGCUCCAAAACUAUCCGUUCACAUCCCCCGACAUGACCGUUCUUAAAAAUCGCAUUAGUUUGUUAUACAUACAUGUAUUCGAAAUAUACAUAAAGAUCUGCAGGC